GUCAGGGGUGUCCGGCCACUGCGCGCGGGGCGGAGGCAGCGGCCUGCAGCGAUCUCGGCGUGCCAUGCGGUGACCGCCAUGGCCGCGGCCGACGAACUGGCUUUCCACGAGUUUGAGGAAGCCACCAACCUCCUGGCCGAGACCCCGCAUGCAGCCACCAGCAGCGCAAGCAGUGACCAGCGGAGCCCGCAGGGGCACGUGGCCGUGGCCAUGGGCGCCGGGGACGGCUUUGGAGCCGAGGAGGAGGAGGGGGACCGGGCAGCGCUCCUGCAGGACCAGCCGCAGCCCGGGUUCUGGACGUUUGGCUACUAUCAGGGCUUCUUCGACGUGGACACGGCACAGGUCCUGGACCGCAUCAAAGGAUCGCUGCUGCCCAGGCCCGGCCACAGCUUUGUCCGGCACCACCUGCGGAAUCGGCCGGAUCUGUAUGGCCCCUUUUGGAUUUGCGCCACCUUGGCCUUCGUCCUCGCUGUUACCGGCAACCUGACACUGGUCCUGGCCCAGCACAGAGACCCCUCCAUCCACUACAGCCCCCAGUUCCACAAGGUGAGCGUAGCUGGCAUCACCAUCUACUGCUACGCCUGGCUGGUGCCGCUGGCGCUGUGGGGCUUCCUGCGCUGGCGCAAGGCUGUCCACGAGCGUGUGGGCCCUUACAGCUUCCUGGAGACAGUGUGCACCUACGGUUACUCGCUCUUUGUCUUCAUCCCCACAGUGGUUCUGUGGCUUAUCCCCGUACCGUUGCUGCAGUGGCUGUUGGGGGCCUUGGCGCUGGCCCUGUCGGCUGCGGGGCUGGUGUUCACGCUGUGGCCUGUGGUGCGUGAGGACAGCCGGCUCGCAGCGGCCGCACUGCUGUGCAUCGUGGUACUGCUGCACGCCCUGCUGGCCCUGGGCUGCAAGCUCUACUUCUUCCAGCCACUACCUCCCCAUGUGGCAGUACCACCUGCGGCUACGUCUCCUCCCCCGGGGAAGCUAUCCUCCACCUUGGCCCGAGUGGCAGCUACUUCCUAG
Messenger RNA from Ochotona princeps (American pika), 1008 nucleotides. RefSeq names its product Yip1 domain family member 2 (gene YIPF2). The transcript is spliced from 8 exons. Gene Ontology annotation, cellular component: Golgi apparatus; membrane. The coding region runs from base 79 to 1008 and encodes 309 amino acids. Gene Ontology annotation, biological process: vesicle-mediated transport. The record is from RefSeq and is a predicted model, not a curated record. NCBI's taxonomy places the organism in Eukaryota, Metazoa, Chordata, Mammalia, Lagomorpha, Ochotonidae. Gene Ontology annotation, molecular function: small GTPase binding.